Messenger RNA from Punica granatum (pomegranate), 1734 nucleotides. The record is from RefSeq and is a predicted model, not a curated record. NCBI's taxonomy places the organism in Eukaryota, Viridiplantae, Streptophyta, Magnoliopsida, Myrtales, Lythraceae.
CUAGUCCUUCCCAUUUUCUCUCUCUGUCUCUCUCUGGUUUUCUCGUUGGUGAACCGACCGACCGACCGACCGAUCGUGGCGUGAAGAAGAAUUUCUUACGAAGCUUAAACCAGACAACGUCGCUUGAUUGUUUCCUUGCUCCUCCGUCCACCUCCAGUACUCUAUCGUGGCGGCGGCGGCGGCGGCAGCAGCUCCGGCUGGGGGGUCAAAGAGAAAGCCCGCUGACCCUAUGGCCACUGCUCGAGUUAAGAAUGCUCCAUCUGUUGCAGUAAUUAUUUAUCACCGUCAAAGUCAGAUGCAGAUGCAGAAGAUGAAGAGGAAGCGAGGGGAUGAAGAGAGGAAGGAGGAGAUGGAGAUUGUAUGGCAAACUCCUGCUGAUCCUCCGGAGGCCCAGGAUUACAUCUUUCGCCAUGGGAGACGCUACGUGAGGCCCUAUUACUUCGAGUUCAUCUCUCAUGGGAAGAAUCGAUGGGCAGGCAAAACAAUUGUUGAUCUGUUUGCUCAAGAGUUCAAAGGCCGACCUUAUGACUACUAUGUUAGUGCAGUUAAAUGUGGACGGAUACAGGUGGAAGGCAAGAUGGUGCCCAUCUCUUACCCUGUCAAAUCUUCUCAGAAGAUAAGUCAUUUUGUCCACAGGCACGAACCUCCUGUAACAGCAAAUGGUGUCUCCGUACUUCAGGAAGAACCGGAUGUGGUGACUGUAUGUAAGCCAGCAUCUGUUCCGGUACAUCCUUGUGGACAAUAUCGGAAAAACACUGUUGUUGGGAUACUUGAGGCAGAGCAUGGGUUGGCACCUCUCUUUCCUGUCCACCGACUAGACCGCCUUGUAUCGGGUCUCCUUAUUUUUGCUAGAAGUGCUUCCAGAGCUGAUCUUUUCAGGCAACAGAUUGAGGGUGGAAUGGUACGAAAACAAUAUAUUGCAAAAGUCAUUGGAGAAUUUCCAGAAAAAGAGCAACUGGUUGAUGUUAACAUAAAUUAUAACGCUCGGGAAGGAAGGAGCACAGCAGGGGUGCACGGGUCUGGAGGGCGUAAUGUGAGCGUGAGAGGGAAGGAAGCGUGUACAAAGUUUGCAAGGAUUAGGACUGAUGGAACUCAUAGCAUCGUCUUAUGUGAACCAGUCACCGGGCGGACUCAUCAAAUAAGAGUGCACUUGCAGUACACCGGGCAUCCAAUAGCUAAUGAUGUGCUAUACCUGUCGGAGCACUGUUUGGGCAAAGAUGGAAGGAGAGCUGUGAGGGCUGCAGUUGCAGCAGGGAAACCAUUGGAACAGGCGGCAGCUCCUCAUGAAGAUGAUGCCCGUCAGUCUGGGAACAAAGAGGAUUCCUAUGAUAUGUUGACGUAUAAGAGUGACCCAAUGUGCACGAGUUGCCCAAAUUUAGGCCCAAAAGGAUACGAUGAUGGCGGGGAGGAGGAGGAAGGUCUGUGGUUGCACUGCAUCCGCUACUCUGGGCCUGGCUGGGCUUAUGAAUGCCCAUAUCCUCAUUGGGCUUCUCUUUAGCCGUGCGCGCCCGCCCCCCUCCUGCUCUUUCUUUUUAUUUUUUUAGUUUUUUUCCUUUUUUCUUAUCAAUGAUAGGUUAUUGAUUAUUAGAGCUUUUCAGUUUUUUUUUUUUUUAAAAAAACAAUUGGGCUACGGCUCCUUUUAGUUCAUCCAAAAUAGAAGUUUUCGGUUUUCAAUUAAAGACAAUUACACGGAAUUAAAGACAAUUACACGGCACCGCAGAUAGCUGUUGAACA